This is a messenger RNA of Clonostachys rhizophaga, 507 nucleotides long. NCBI's taxonomy places the organism in Eukaryota, Fungi, Ascomycota, Sordariomycetes, Hypocreales, Bionectriaceae. The record is from the annotation of a GenBank genome assembly.
GUCAAGCUCCGCGACGCCGGCUACCGCGGCAUCCUCGCGGGAACGCGCAAGACCACCCCCGGAUUCCGCCUGGUGGAGAAGUACGGCAUGCUGGUCGGGGGCGCCGACGCCCACAGGCACGACCUCAGCUCCAUGGUCAUGCUCAAGGACAACCACGUCUGGAGCCGCGGGAGCAUCACCGACGCCGUGCGGGCCGCCAAGGCCGUCGCCGGGUUCAGCGUCAAGGUCGAGGUCGAGGUGCAGAGCGAGGCCGAGGCGGACGAGGCCAUCGCCGCCGGGGCCGACGUGGUGAUGCUGGACAACUUCACGGGCGAUGGCGUCAAGGUGGCCGCGAACAGUCUGAAGACGAGAUGGCAGGGGAAGCACCACUUCCUGCUCGAGGUGUCUGGCGGCUUGAGGGCCGACAACGUGGAGCCAUAUGUGUGCAAUGAUGUUGAUAUCAUCUCAACCAGCUCCAUCCAUCAGGGUGUACCUCAUAUUGACUUUUCGCUAAAAAUUGAGCACUGA